Molecule: messenger RNA, 1680 nt
Organism: Neltuma alba
Lineage: Eukaryota; Viridiplantae; Streptophyta; Magnoliopsida; Fabales; Fabaceae
Product: hydroquinone glucosyltransferase-like
Exons: 1
Coding region: 93-1502 (469 amino acids)
Molecular function (GO): UDP-glycosyltransferase activity
Source: RefSeq, a predicted model, not a curated record
CAAAUCCCGAAGACUCCAAACCUAGAAAUCAACGAAUUUUCAAACGUCGAUCCAAGUCUUCAUCGAUCUCAAGGUUUUGUUUUGAAAUUUCCAUGGAGAAAACAACACACGUGGCCGUUGUUCCCAGUCCUGGAUUUAGCCAUCUGAUUCCUGUUCUUGAGUUCUCCAAGCGACUUGUUCAUGUUCACCCAGAUUUUCAUGUCACUUUCAUCAUCCCCUCACUAGAAUCUCCUCCUCCUUCCUCCAUAGCCUACCUUCAGAAUCUUCCUCCAAACAUCCAAUCCAUCUUUCUUCCUCCUAUCUCCAAACAAGACCUGCCUAAAGAUGUCCACAUGUCAGUCCAAAUUCAACUCACGAUCGCCAAAUCUUUGCCAUCUUUACACCACGAAUUGAAGUCCUUGAAUUCCAAAUCUCAUUUGGCCGCCAUAGUUGCAGACCCUUUUGCAGGUGAGGUAUUAAGCUUUGCAAAGGAACUCAAUACUUUGUCUUUCAUUUACUUCCCUUCAGCUGCUUCAACUCUUUCCUUCUGCUUCUAUCUCCCAACUCUCCAAGAAGAGAUUUCUGGUGAGUUCAGAGACGUACCACAACCUAUCCAGAUCCCAGGUUGUGUCCCAAUCUAUGGAAGAGAUCUCCCUGACCCGGUUCAAAAUCGGUCCAGUGAGUCUUACGCAUCGUUUCUUCAACGGACCAAGAGAUUGUUAUCUGUUGAUGGAUUAUUGGUUAACACCUUCACGGAGAUGGAAGAAAGUGCUGUAAGAGCCUUGACAAAGAAAGAAAGUGGUUAUCCGCCUGUGUAUCCGAUCGGACCCAUCACUCAAACCGGGUUAAAUGGUGAAGAAAACGGGUCAGAGUGUCUGAAGUGGUUGGAGAAUCAACCACCAAGCUCUGUUUUAUACGUUUCUUUUGGAAGUGGUGGGACCUUAUCUCAAGAACAAAUCAAUGAGCUAGCUUUUGGCUUGGAAAGGAGUGGCCAGAAAUUCUUAUGGGUUCUUAGAGCACCAAGUAACUCAGUGAGUGCUGCUUACCUUGGUUCUACAGAUGAGAAUCCUUUAGAUUUCUUACCAGAAGGUUUCUUGAAGAGAACCCGAGAGCAAGGUUUUGUUAUUCCUUCUUGGGCACCUCAGAUUUCAAUCCUUAGCCAUAGUUCCAUUGGUGGGUUUUUGAGUCAUUGUGGUUGGAACUCCACACUUGAGAGUGUACAGAAGGGAGUGCCGAUAAUAACAUGGCCACUUUUUGCAGAACAGAGAAUGAAUACUGUUUUGUUAACUGAUGGUUUAGAAGUUGCAUUGAGGCCUAAAGUUAAUGAAAAUGGCAUAGUGGAAAGGGAAGAGAUUGCUAAACUGGUAAAGCUUUUGAUGGAGGGUGAAGAAGGUAAGGAGAUUUGCAAGAGAAUGAAAAAUUUAAGAGAGGCUUCUGCUAAUGCACUUAAAGAAGAUGGUUCUUCUACAAAGGCGUUAUCUGAAGUUGCAUUCAAAUGGAAAAGUAAUUUAAAUGCAAUGUAAGGAGGAUUGAAAUUUCUCAAUUUUCUUUUCCGUAUUAGUUUGUUGUGUUUGUUUAUCAAUUUUCAUUUAUGAAAGUUCUUUUCUUUCUGUUUCACUUUUGGGUGUAUAUUAGUAAUCAAUAAUUUCUUUUCAUGCUAAACUUAGUUAUACGGCUAUUUUAUCAUUUGUUCAUGUUUUA